AUGUCAAAUCGUGAACUUACACAAGAUCGACAUGAAUUAGAACGUUUACGACAAACAAUAAGAGAAAUAUCACCUGAAUUACAUCCUGAUGAUAUAAAUCAAUUAAUGCAAAAAUUGAAUGUACUUGAAAUUCAAUGGACUGAUGCUGAACGUAUUAUAAGAAGAUUAAUUGAUAAUUUAACAAAAAAACGUUCAGAAUAUCAUCAUCUUGAAAAUAAAUGUAAACGUCUUAUUCAAUCGUUUGAACAUUUUCUUAAUACUGAAAUCAAUCAUCGUAUUGAUGGUUUAACACUUCAAGCAACUCUUGAUAUAUUUAAAACUGAAAUACGAUAUUUAAUUUGUGAUAAACGACGAUCUCUUUAUGAUUUAAUUAUAGCAGCACGUCUUUUACAAACAGAUAUAACUGAUCAAUUAGAAUUACAAACAUUAAAACAACAAAUUGAUCGAUUAGAACAAGAGAAGAACAUAAUUAAAAAGAGUGAAAUAGUUCUUAAAAUGUUUCAUGAUUUUGAACAAGGUUUAGAAAAUGUUCGUUCAUGGAUGAUGGAUACUAUUGAAACAAAUUUACAAAAAUCAUUAUCAAUAAAUACAUUAAAUUCAAAUCAAUUACGUCCUCAUCAACAAUCUAUUAUUCUAUGGAACAAAAAAGACUCUACCGGGUGUGAUGAUCACAUUUGA
Molecule: messenger RNA, 678 nt
Organism: Rotaria sordida
Lineage: Eukaryota; Metazoa; Rotifera; Eurotatoria; Philodinida; Philodinidae
Source: the annotation of a GenBank genome assembly